AUGCGUUUCCUUUCCACUCUUCCUCUGCUCCUCGGAGCUGCUUUCGCUCUCCCUUCGCCUGAGGACAUUCAAGAGCGUGCUACUGGCUCUCUCUCUUCCUGGCUCUCGUCUGAGAACACUGUUGCUCUGCAGGGCGUCCUCAACAACAUCGGCGCAGGCGGCUCCAAGGCUUCUGGCGCUAGUGCUGGUGUUGUGGUUGCUUCUCCUUCGAAGUCGAACCCUGACUACUUUUACACCUGGACCCGUGAUUCGGCUCUCGUGUUUAAGGCACUUGUGGAUCAGCUCAUUGCUGGUAACAAGUCUUUGGAGCCUCUCAUCCAGCAAUAUAUCAGUGCUCAGGCCAACCUACAGACUGUCAACAACCCAAGUGGUGGUCUCUGUUCCGGAGGUCUUGCUGAACCCAAGUUUGAAGUCAAUCUUACACCUUUUACCGGUGCUUGGGGUAGACCUCAGCGUGAUGGUCCCGCUCUCCGUGCAACUGCUAUGAUUGCAUACUCCCGUUAUCUCAUCGCCAACGGUAACACUUCGGCCGUCAACAACAUUAUCUGGCCUAUCGUGCAGAAUGAUCUGUCAUAUGUCACCCAGUACUGGAACCAAACUACCUUCGACCUGUGGGAAGAAAUCAACAGCUCGUCCUUCUUCACCACUGCUGUGCAGUACCGUGCUCUUGUUGAGGGCAACAGCCUUGCCACUCAGCUUGGAAAGUCGUGCCCCAACUGUGUUUCUCAGACGCCCCAAGUUCUUUGCUUCCUUCAGUCUUACUGGACUGGCUCCUAUGCCCUUUCCAACACUGGAGGUGGUAGAUCCGGCAAGGAUGCAAACUCGAUUCUGACUAGCAUUCACGUCUUUGAUCCUGCUGCUUCUUGCGAUUCGACCACAUUCCAACCCUGCAGUGACAAGGCUCUUGCCAACCACAAGGUCGUCACCGAUUCUUUCCGCUCCAUCUACAGCAUAAAUCAGGGUAUCGCUCAAGGUUCUGGUGUUGCUGUUGGCAGAUACCCUGAAGAUUCUUACUACAACGGAAACCCUUGGUACCUCAAUACUUUUGCUGCCGCUGAGCAACUGUACGAUGCUGUCUACCAAUGGAAGAAGAUUGGCUCAAUUUCGAUUACCUCGAUCUCUCUUCCUUUCUUCAAGGAUGUCUACUCGUCUGCUGCUGUUGGCACAUAUGCAUCCUCGACUACUACCUUCACCUCUAUCAUCAAUGCUGUCCAGGUCUACGCUGAUAGCUACAUGUCUAUUGCUCAAAAGUACACUCCUUCCAACGGAGCACUUUCUGAGCAGUACAACCGCGCUGAUGGUACUCCUCUCUCAGCAGCCGAUUUGACAUGGUCCUACGCCGCCUUCCUGACCGCCUACAAUGCUCGUGCUAACGUCGUUCCUGCUUCUUGGGGCGCUUCAUCUGCCAAAUUGCCCAACUCCUGCUCCAGCGGUUCUGCCACAGGUCCCUGCUCUGCAGCCACAAACACCAACUGGGGCAACCCCGGCACUCCCACCACCAGCAACCCCACAACCACAACCGGAGGCUCCUGCAAAACAACCCCAACCUCCAUCGCCGUAACCUUCAACGAGCAGAAAACCACCUCCUACGGCGAGAACAUCUACAUUGUGGGCAGCAUCCCCGCACUUGGAAACUGGAACACUGCAAAUGCAGUCGCGUUGUCUGCGUCCAAAUACACCGCUUCCAAUCCUGUUUGGAGUGUGACUAUUAAUUUUGCUACUGGUACUAGUUUUGAGUAUAAGUAUAUUAAGAAGGCACAGGAUGGAAGUGUUACUUGGGAGAGUGAUCCUAAUCGUUCUUAUACUGUCGCUGGAAACUGUGCUGGUACUGCUACUGAGAAUGAUAGUUGGAGAUGA
Aureobasidium melanogenum CBS 110374 is the source of this 1857-nucleotide messenger RNA. Its product is annotated as extracellular glucoamylase protein. Lineage: Eukaryota; Fungi; Ascomycota; Dothideomycetes; Dothideales; Saccotheciaceae. Gene Ontology annotation, molecular function: glucan 1,4-alpha-glucosidase activity; starch binding. The record is from RefSeq and is a predicted model, not a curated record. Gene Ontology annotation, cellular component: fungal-type vacuole. Bases 1 to 1857 code for a protein of 618 amino acids. Gene Ontology annotation, biological process: polysaccharide catabolic process. The transcript is spliced from 6 exons.